This is a messenger RNA of Indicator indicator, 1875 nucleotides long. It is a transcript of the gene SLC27A3, whose product is annotated as solute carrier family 27 member 3. The transcript is spliced from 10 exons. The record is from RefSeq and is a predicted model, not a curated record. NCBI's taxonomy places the organism in Eukaryota, Metazoa, Chordata, Aves, Piciformes, Indicatoridae. Gene Ontology annotation, molecular function: long-chain fatty acid transmembrane transporter activity; long-chain fatty acid-CoA ligase activity. Bases 1 to 1875 code for a protein of 624 amino acids. Gene Ontology annotation, cellular component: endoplasmic reticulum.
AUGGCGCUGGCGGCGGCGCUGGCGGCGGUGGCGGCUCUGGCGCUGCUGCAGAGGCUGCUCCGGCCGCACCUUUGGGCUGAUUUGGCCUUUGUGCUACGGGCGGCCCGGUGCCGGCGGCGGGCGGUGGCGGCGGCGGCGGCAGCCGGGGGGUGCCGCUCCUUGGCCGCUCGGUUCCUGCGGGCGGCUCGGGAGGCACCGGCGCGGCCGUUUCUGCGGACGCGGGGGAGAGCGGAGCCGUACGGGAGUGGGGCACGGAGCGUGGCCCGGGUGGCCAACGCGCUGCGGGGGUGGCCCCUGACGGGGAGCGGGGAGCUGGGCCCCGGUGUCACCGUGGGGCUGCUGGUGGGGAACGAGCCGCGGUUCGUCUGGGGCUGGCUGGGGCUGGCGGCGCUCGGAGCCCGUCCUGCCUUCCUGGGCACGGCGCUGCCGCCCGCCGCGCUCCGGCACUGCCUGCGGGCCUGCGGGGCACGGGGGCUGCUGGUGGCCGACGACCUGUUUGCUUCGGUGGAGCCCAUCCUGCCCAGCCUGCGGGAGGAUGGCAUCGUGGUGUGGGUGCUGGGCUCGGGGCCCUACCCCCUUGGCGUGGUGGCCCUUCAGGAGCUGCUGGACACAGCUUCUGAGGAGCUGGAGCCUGAGGACGUCUGGCAGCCCAAGGACAUGAACGAUACCUGCCUCUACAUCUUCACCUCUGGCACCACUGGCCUCCCCAAAGCUGCUCGUGUCUCCCACCUCAAGUCCAUCAUGUGCCUGAGCUUCUACGAGCUGGUGGGAGCUUCCGGCCGGGACGUGGUGUACCUGGCGCUGCCCCUCUACCACAUGGCCGGAUCCCUCCUGGGCAUCGUUGGCUGCAUCGGCAUCGGGGCCACUUGUGUGCUGAAGGAGAAGUUCUCAGCCAGCCAGUUCUGGGCUGACUGCCGCGCCGAGGGCGUCACCGUCUUCCAGUACAUCGGAGAGCUCUGCCGCUACCUCGUCAACCAGCCCCAGUGCCCUGGGGAGCGAGACCACCGGCUGCGGCUGGCGGUGGGCAGCGGCCUGCGCCCCGACGUCUGGAGGAGCUUCCUGCAGCGCUUCGGCGCCAUCCGCAUCGUGGAGACCUACGGCAUGACCGAGGGCAACGUCACCCUCUUCAACUACACCGGGACCCCGGGGGCCGUGGGGCGCAGCAGCUUCAUCUACAAGCUCUUCUCGCCCUUCGAGAUCGUUCGCUACGAUGUCACCGAGGGAGCCCCGGUGCGGGACGCGGCCGGGCGCUGCAUCCGCGUGCGGGCCGGCGAGACGGGGCUGCUGAUCGCUCCGGUGACCGCCCGGGCCCCCUUCCUGGGCUACGCUGGCAGCCGGGAGCUGUCGGAGCAGAAGCUGCUGCGCGGAGUCUUCGCCGAGGGCGAUACCUACUUCAGCACCGGGGACCUGAUGGAGCAGGAUGCGGCCCAGUUCGUGCGCUUCCGGGACCGCACUGGGGACACUUACAGGUGGAAAGGUGAGAACGUGGCCACCACAGAGGUGGCCGAAGUCUUGGUGGCCCACGAGUCCCUGCAGGAAGCCACCGUCUAUGGCGUCACCGUGCCAGGCCACGAGGGCCGUGCCGGGAUGGCUGCCGUGGUGCUGCGCCCCGGCUGGCGGCUGGACGGCUCCGCGCUCUACCGGCACCUGGAGCAGCUGCUGCCGCCCUACGCCCGGCCCCGCUUCCUCCGCCUGCAGGAGCGGCUGGCGAUGACGGAGACGUUCAAGCAGCAGAAGGUGCGGCUGGCGCAGGAGGGCUUUGACCCUGCUCGCGUCCCUGACCCUCUCUUCCUGCUGGACGAGGCCAGCAGAGCCUACGUGCCUCUGGGCCCCGCGCUGCUGCAGGGGGUCCUGGAUGGGAGCUUCCGCAUUUAG